AUGGAUAAUUCUGAUACCAUACAAAUACAACCUGAUCAUUUCUAUGAUGGAAAGGGAGGAGUUCCAGUCUUUAAACCUACUUUUGAACAGUUUAAGGAUUUUGGAGCGUUUGUUGCUUCAGUAAGAAAAUAUGGCACAGAAUAUGGAAUCAUUAAAGUCAUUCCACCCUCAGAAUGGAAAUCAAAACUUCCAAACGAUUUGUCAGAAAAAUUGGCCAAAAUCAAAAUUGCACACCCAAUUCAACAAGUAUUUAUGCGUCAAAGCAAAUGUGGUGCUUAUAUUGUAAAAAAUGUGGAAACCCAUAAAACAUAUAGUGUCGAAGAAUGGGCCAAAUUAUGCGAACAAGAAGAACAUAGACCUCCUGAAACAAGAUACUUGAAUCCAAGGAUUCCUCUUAAUAAUAAUCAAAAAGUUGUACAAAAACAAAAGCCAUCAUCUAGUUCAGCUAAUAAUAAUAAUUCUUUGAAUUUUGGUUCUUUAAUAGAUUCUCAACAAAAAUUUGAAAAUAUAACUGAUACUACAUCAAAAAGCGAACAAAAGAGAAACGAAACAAUAUCGGAAUCUUCAAACCAUUUAAUCACAUCAGAAAACAUACAGCUAUUUACACCCAACGACUCACCAAAUAAUUUAUCUGUUGACUAUAGCAUUAAUAAUAAAUUAUUGAUGAAUAAUUAUAUUUCAACUUUAGAUAGUGAAGAUGAUGAUGGUGAUGAAUCAGAGAUGGAGGUUUUAUGUACUUCUGGGAUCAUUUUCGAGCCAAAAGUAGUUGUUGAACCAAUAGCAAAUAUAGAUAAUCCACCAAAAUUUAAUUACCAUUCCGUUAACGGAAACCUUCCAUACAACGAUGAACAAUAUAUAAAAGAAUUGGAACGUGACUAUUGGCGCAACUUGCCCUAUAGCCCUCCUUACUAUGGUGCAGAUAUGGCAGCAUCAUUUGCAUGGCAUGUCGAGGACAAGGAUCUUUAUUCAAUCAAUUAUAUCCAUUUUGGCGCGCCUAAACAAUGGUAUUCCAUAUCACCAUUAAAAGCUUCAAACUUUGAAUUGAAUAUGAAAGGUUGGUUUCCACACGCAGAAAAGGAAUGUUUGCAGUUUUUACGUCAUAAAGAAUAUAUGGUAUCUCCAACAAUAAUUGGCGAAGUUCCUAUAGCAAUCAAUCGUUUGAUCCAGAGAGAAGGUGAAUUUGUUAUUACAUUUCCACGUGGCUAUCAUUCAGGAUACAAUUUAGGUUUUAAUUGUGCCGAAAGUGUUAAUUUUGCCUUUGAAGAUUGGAUUGAUUAUGGUAUAAAAGCAAAAUCCUGUACUUGUCGCCCUGAUAGUGUCCAAAUUGAUGUUGAGUUACUUUUUGGCCAUCUGAUCAACAAACCGCCAGAACAACAAACUUUGGUGAUGAUUGAAAGACCUAUUUCUUCUAUACUUGAAUCUUCAUCACCUUCAUCAUCAUUGCCUUAUAGAAUGCCAUCUUCAAUCAAUCCAAAAAAAAUGUUAAGAUUGAAAACUUCAAAGGAAAUAUCUUUUUCAAAUCAGCAUAAAAGGCCAAAAAUUCAAGUUCAUACAAUAAAAUCUUCACCAAAUAUAAACUCUUUGAAUUCAUUGUCUUCAUCUACAAAUAACAAAUUAUUGUCGCCUUCAUUUGACGCUAUUUCCCAUAGAAUGGUAACAUCUCCAAUAACUUUACAAACUCAGAUAUCUUCAAGAACCCUGAUUGAAAAACACAAAUACAUUUUACAUAAAUUUGACAAGUUUGAAAUACAUCAAAGUAGUAACAAAACAGUAAAAUCAAGAGAGAUUCAGUCAAAGCAUGUAAAUUCAACACGAAUAUCUAAACAACCAAUUGUUGAACAUAAACUAGUUGUUAAAAAUAAAAAGCCACACAGAUAUGAGCCAUAUACCAUUGAAAAAAACAAUAGUUCUUCUAUAACACUUGAAAAUCACGAUAAGUGUUUUUUAUGCCCUGUUCGUGGAAAAGAAACAAUACGCACCGUGGAUGGCAGAUAUGCACAUCGACUUUGUGCGAGCUUUAUCCCAGAAACCUUUGCUGUUACUCAAGAAGAGUUCGGUGAAGAAUUUAUAGUGGUUGAUAUGACAUAUAUACCACUUGAAAGAAAAAGUUUGAUAUGUCAUAUAUGUAAAACUUCUGAUGGUGUAUGCAUCCAAUGUCGACAAUGCACUACAGCUUUUCAUGUUUUUUGUGCAUAUGAAGCUGGGGAUAUUGAAAAGUUAACUGAAAUUUGUUUAAGUGAACAAGUGUAA
Messenger RNA from Entrophospora sp. SA101, 2250 nucleotides. Lineage: Eukaryota; Fungi; Glomeromycota; Glomeromycetes; Entrophosporales; Entrophosporaceae. The record is from the annotation of a GenBank genome assembly.